UCUCUGCAGUAAGCUACAGUAUAUCUUUGAGUUAUUAGGCGGAAGAAAGGUAGGGAGAUUUAGCUGGAAAAAAAAAUCUGUUCUGCUUCUGUUUGCUUAUUUUAUCUUUUUUUUUUUUUGGCUCCCAAGAGAAUGGCUCAGGUCUCUCUGAAUGAUCAGAAGAGGAAGUGAAAAAUUCCCCUGACACAAAGAUGAAGAUUUGCUUUUCAUUACUCAGGUUUCAAUCUUGAGCGAGUAGCCACAAGACGAGGAAGAAACUCUUAGGGAAGACUUUUUAUUUUUAUAAAUUGAGAGGAAAGAAGUCCAAGUAAAAGAUCUUCCCCAAUCCCAGCAAAGCCUCUUGGCUUUUAUCUUGUUCAAAAGGAUCGAAGGAUGAGUUUGGAAAUGACAGAUAAUGAAAGAAAUAGCUUUCAAGGAUUUGUGAAUGCUUAACGGGGGGACCAGAGAAAGAGAGGGAAGAAAGAAAGAAAUUGAAGAAAUUGAAGCUAGCAAGUAAGAGGAGCCACAGCAUGGGGAACUGCUGCCACAAGAAUUGUGCAAGUCUGGAGUCCUACGUGCUUUGGCUUUUCAAAGUUUGUGAUUGCAGGUCAGGAGGUAAGACGGCGACAGGCGACGAUACAAAUGGCUCUUCGGUAGGACCAGUGAUAACACCUCCACUCAGAACGGUAGAACAGAGCUGCAGAUUUGUUGCCUUGUUUCCUUACCAAGCCCGGACUGAGGAUGAUCUGAGUUUUCAACCUGGAGAUAAGCUUGAAGUGCUGGAUACCACUCAGGAGGGCUGGUGGUUUGCAAACCUGCUUGUGGAGAAUGGUCUUGCCAGACCUGGACAAAAACUGCAAGGCUAUAUCCCAGCUAACUAUGUCGCUCCUGACCAGAGUAUUGAAGCUGAACCGUGGUUUUUUGGGGCUAUUAAACGAGCAGAUGCCGAGAAACAGCUCCUUUAUCAUGAGAAUGAGACAGGAGCCUUUCUAAUCCGAGAGAGUGAAAGUCAAAAGGGUGAAUUUUCCCUUUCAGUUCGGGAUGGAGCAACUGUGAAGCACUACCGAAUCAAACGAAUGGACAACGGUGAUUUUUUUAUGACACGGAGGGCAACAUUUCACACUUUGAAUGCUUUUGUCACGCACUACAGUAAAUCCAGUGAUGGGCUGUGUGUAAGGCUUGGCAGGCCUUGCAUAAAGACAGAAGUCCCAGCUCCAUAUGAUUUAUCAUAUCAAACUGUAGAUCAUUGGGAGAUUGACCGAAAUUCUCUACAACUUUUAAACAGAUUGGGUUCCGGGCAAUUUGGUGAGGUCUGGGAAGGAUUAUGGAAUAACAGAACACCAGUGGCAGUUAAAACAUUAAAACCAGGUUCAAUGGAUCCAAAAGACUUCCUCAGGGAGGCACAGAUAAUGAAGAAUUUGAGACACCCUAAGCUUAUACAGCUCUAUGCUGUUUGCACUUUACAGGAUCCAAUUUAUAUUGUUACAGAGCUGAUGAGACAUGGGAGUCUGCUAGAAUAUCUCCAAAAUGAUGCAGGUUCCAGAAUCCACUUGCCAGAACAGGUAGACAUGGCAGCUCAAGUGGCCUCUGGAAUGGCUUACCUGGAAUCCCAAAAUUUCAUCCACCGAGAUUUGGCAGCAAGGAAUGUCCUGGUUGGUGAUCACAAUGUUUACAAAGUGGCAGAUUUUGGACUUGCACGGGUUUUUAAGGUAGAAAAUGAAAAUGUCUAUGAAGCCAAACAUGAAACAAAGCUCCCAGUGAAAUGGACAGCCCCUGAAGCAAUUCGCUCUAAUAGGUUUAGCAUUAAGUCUGAUGUCUGGUCUUUUGGAAUACUCCUUUUUGAAAUAAUCACUUAUGGAAAAAUGCCCUAUGCAGGUCUGAUGGGUUUUCAAGUGCUCCAGAAAUUGGACCAAGGAUACAGAAUGCCUCAACCAGCUAAUUGUCCUCUAGAAUUAUACAACAUUAUGCUACAGUGUUGGAACGUCGAACCCAAAGAGCGACCAACCUUUGAAACGUUGCAUUGGAGAUUGGAAGAUUAUUAUGACAUGGAUUCCACAUCUUAUGCAGAUGCAAAUACUUUUAUACGUUGAAUGAAUACAUGUUGCUACUGCUCAAGAACAACUUUCUUUUAGGAAUAAAAAAAAAAUCAUUUCAAGUCGAAGUUGUAGAAUGAAGAUAAAUCUACCUGUGUGUGUGUGUCUGUGUGUGUGUCUGUGUGUGUGUGUACAGAUACAUAUAUGCACACACAUACAAACACACAUACAAACACAUACACACAUAGGGGCCUACUCUGGGCAAUGGGACUGGAAGAAAGAAAGCCUUUUCUGUAAGAAUAAUGCAUUUGUUAGGUUAUUACAUGCUACAUCAAACAAAAGCUGCUAUUUUCACCAAAGUAACUGUGAGAUCAGUCUAAGCUCAGAGUAGAUAAAUGGUGAGCUUAAAAUAGUGGCGAGUGCCAAGCAAUGUGUGUUUAUUAAAAUCUGUGGCAUUAUGCCACAGUCUUGAUGGCAGUCAUUUGUACUGUAAGAUUAAGAAAACUGAAAUAGGCAGGAUCUCUCCCCGCCCGCCUCUCUGUUGUACAAUGAAGUUAUUCUUCUAUUUAUUAUUUAAACAAGAUGUAGUAAAGAGCACAAAUCAUAAACAGCUGCCUCACAAAAUACAUUUUAACACUACUUUUAAUACUUCAGGAUGAUUAUGUGUUAUUCUCCAGAUUCCACAAAUAAUCUGUUAAAUUGAUUUGUUUUUAUGAAAGCAUGUGAUUGUGCUUAUGGAUAACAGAUCCAUAAA
Molecule: messenger RNA, 2766 nt
Organism: Pseudonaja textilis
Lineage: Eukaryota; Metazoa; Chordata; Lepidosauria; Squamata; Elapidae
Gene: FRK
Product: fyn related Src family tyrosine kinase
Biological process (GO): protein phosphorylation
Molecular function (GO): protein tyrosine kinase activity; protein binding; ATP binding
Source: RefSeq, a predicted model, not a curated record